AUGCCACCUGUUCCUGUGGCUUCCCUUCCAGCCCUGCAGCAGUGCCUCAUGUCCUACACAAAUCACUCCAGUCCUUUGUCCUUCAUCCUGACAGGCAUCCCUGGGCUGGAGGAUGCUCAGUUCUGGAUUGCCUUCCCAUUCUGCACCAUGUACUUCAUGGCAGUGCUGGGGAACAUCACACUCCUCCUAGUGAAUAGAAUGGACCCAAGCCUGCACUUGCCCAUGUUUUACUUCCUCUCCAUGCUGGCUGCCAUUGACCUUGUGCUCACCACUUCCACCGUGCCCAAACUCCCAAGCGUCUUCUGGUUCCAAUCCCAUGAGAUCGUCUUUGAGGGUUGUGUGGCCCAGACGAUCUUCAUCUAUGGCCUCUACACGGUGGAGUCGGGGGUCCUGCUCACCAUGGCCUUCAACCGAUACUUGGCUGUCUGCAAGCCCCUGCACUACUCCACCAUCCUGAUUGGCCCCACCAUUGCCAAGCUGGGUUUGGCUGCUGUGGUGAAUGGCAUGGCCAUCAUCACCCCUCUGAUGUACAUGGUGACCAGCCUGUCCUACUGCGGCAUCUGUGUCAUGCACCAUUCCUACUGCAAGCACGUGUCAGUGGUGAAGCUGGCCUGUUAGGACACCUGGCCCAACAGCACCUACAGCAUCACGGCUGCCACCACCAUGGUGGGCUUAGACUCCAUCCUCAUCGCUGUCUCCUAUGUGCUGAUCCUGAGGGAGGUCAUAGGCCUCUCCUCCAGAGAGGCUCGUCUGAAGACCUAUGGCACUUGUGGCUCCCACGUCGGUGUCAUCCUGCCCUUCUACACGCCUGGGCUCUUCUCCUUCUACAGUCAGUGCUGGGGACAGAGGAUCCCUGCACAUCUCCACAUCCUGAGAGCUGACCUCUACCUGCUGGUCCCUCCCAUGCUCAACCCACUCAUCUACAGGAUAAGGACCAAGCCGGUCCAGGAGCAGGUGCUGAGCCUGUUCUGUCAGAAAGGGAUCCAGCCCAGGUCCUGA
Chroicocephalus ridibundus (black-headed gull) is the source of this 999-nucleotide messenger RNA. Its product is annotated as olfactory receptor 52K2-like. The record is from RefSeq and is a predicted model, not a curated record. Gene Ontology annotation, cellular component: plasma membrane. Gene Ontology annotation, biological process: G protein-coupled receptor signaling pathway. The transcript has a single exon. Gene Ontology annotation, molecular function: olfactory receptor activity; G protein-coupled receptor activity. NCBI's taxonomy places the organism in Eukaryota, Metazoa, Chordata, Aves, Charadriiformes, Laridae.